Messenger RNA from Aphidius gifuensis, 751 nucleotides. Its product is annotated as glutamic acid-rich protein-like. The coding region runs from base 98 to 742 and encodes 214 amino acids. NCBI's taxonomy places the organism in Eukaryota, Metazoa, Arthropoda, Insecta, Hymenoptera, Braconidae. The record is from RefSeq and is a predicted model, not a curated record. The transcript is spliced from 4 exons.
CUCAACUCCAUCAUGGCCCGAAAGUGAAGGAUACGAGUUAUCUAAAGAUAACGUAGCACGUUUUGAAAAAACUGAAGCAGAUUAUGUGGAAUCCCUAAUGGAAGUUCUUUCUUCAGCCGAUUCAAUUCGUCAAGUUAAACAGAAAUUAAGUGACAAAGAAAAACUAUCGGAAGAUAUGGAACAACUCUUUGAUGGAGCUAUAAAUCAAGAAGAAAAAGAACAAAAAAAAGCUUCUGAAGUGCCCAUAAAACGUAUCAUUAACAGAGUUCGAAUAAUGAAAAAACGUGAAAGACAAUAUGAACUAGAAGAAUUAUUACAUAAAAAUCAAGCUGAAUUGGAGAAGACCAAAGAUUAUGUAUUCAACACAGCAGUAACACCAUCUCAGAGAAAGGAAAGACAAGUUUUUGUGGAUAUAGAAUUAGAUCUCUUGGAUGAAUAUUUCUGGAUUAAAAGAGAAUUGAAUCCACGUACUGACGAAUACAGAGCAAAACUUUCGUCAGCCAACAGCUGGCCUGAUUAUCCAGAAUUUGAAGACACUCAAGAAUCAGAUAUGGAUGUAUCAGAUGUAUCAGACUCGGAUGAAUCAGACUUGGAUGUAUCAGACUCGGAUGAAUCAGACUUGGAUGAAUCAGACUCGGAUGAAUCAGCAGACUUGGAUGAAUCAGACUCGUAUGAAUUAGACUUAGAUGAAUUAGACUGUAAUGAAGAGGCAUGCCCAAAAAUUUAUAAAAUCGGUGCUUGAUAAACAUCA